Molecule: messenger RNA, 4446 nt
Organism: Micropterus salmoides (largemouth bass)
Lineage: Eukaryota; Metazoa; Chordata; Actinopteri; Centrarchiformes; Centrarchidae
Exons: 10
Coding region: 1-2904 (967 amino acids)
Biological process (GO): centrosome cycle; establishment or maintenance of cell polarity; regulation of cellular localization
Cellular component (GO): nucleus; apical plasma membrane; cell cortex
Molecular function (GO): protein kinase C binding
Source: RefSeq, a predicted model, not a curated record
AUGUCUGGCCCUAAAAGUGAUCAGAAAAUUAACCCUAAAAGAAACAGGCAGCCAGAGCAGCAGGGGCUGCAGCAGCUCAACAAAGUCAAGGGGCUGCUGCAGUACAACAAAGUCAAGGGGCUGCAGCGGCUUAACAGAGUCAGUGCGCUGCUGCAGCUAAACAAAGUCAGUGCGCUGCUGCAGCUAAACAGUCAAUGGGCUGCUGCCGCUCAGCAGAGUCAGUGGGCUACUGCAGCUAAACAGUCAGUGCGCUGCUGCAGCUCAGAGUCAGAAAGGUUGCAGCAGCUCAACAAAGUCAAGCUCAGUAGAGUCAAGGGGCUGCUGCAGCUUAACAGAGUCAGUGCGUUGCUGCAGCUCAACAAAAUCAAGGGACUGCUGCAGUACAACAAAGUCAAGGGGCUGCAGCUCAGCAGAGUCAGUGGGCUGCUGCAGCUCAACAAAGUCAAGGUGCUGCUACAGCUCAGUAGAGUCAGUGGGCUGCUGCAGCUCAACAAAGUCAAGGGGCUGCUGCAGCUCAGGGGCUGCUUCAGCUCAGCAGACUCAACAGAGUCAGAAAGGUUGCAGCAGCUCAACAAAGUCAAGGGACUGCUGCAGUACAACAAAGUCAAGGGGCUGCUGCAGCUUAGCAGAGUCAGUGGGCUGCUGCAGCUCAACAAAGUCAAGGGGCUGCUACAGCUCAGCAGAGUCACUGGGCUGCUGCAGCUCAACAAAGUCAAGGGGCUGCUGCAGCUCAGUAGAGUCAGUGGGAUGCUGCAGCUCAACAAAGUCAGUGGGAUGCUGCAGCUCAACAAAGUCAAGGGGCUGCUGCAGCUCAGUAGAGUCAGUGGGAUGCUGCAGCUCAACAAAGUCAAGGGGCUGCUGCAGCUCAGUAGAGUCAGUGGGAUGCUGCAGCUCAACAAAGUCAGUGGGAUGCUGCAGCUCAACAAAGUCAAGGGGCUGCUGCAGCUCAGCAGAGUCAGGGGGCUGCUGAAGCUCAGCAGAUCUGAACUGUUAAUGAGUCCUGACGAGCUGCUCAGUUUAAUCCUCCUUCCUCUGUUCCACCGACCAAUCAGAGCUGCUGAUGUCAUCCUCUCCCCUCCCCCACCCUGUGUGUGUGUGUUCAACCUCUUUGUGUCAGCUCGGUUGCCGAGGCAGCAGCAGUGUGAGGACGGAGGUCGCAUGAAGCGUCGCUGCGUUCCUCUGAGAGCCGACCACAACCUGCUGACCCCCGACACACACACACAGUCGGGGGUCAGGCUGCAUCCUGUUGCCCAGGUGAGGUCGGAGGGCGUGGCCUCAGGACACCUGAGUGACUUGUCCAGCAGCGAAUCAGCUGUCGGCGAGGCGAGGCGACGGCCCCCUGUAGCGUCUCCAACUCGCCGUCUGCGAUUUGAGGAUGAGACAGAGACGGAGGCGGAGUCCCGUUACCUGGAGCGGCAGAGGAGACGGGGGGGUCAGCGAGGGACAGGUGUCCUGGUCUCCAAACCAGACCUGAACCUGUACGUCAAGGCCAGGGCGGAGGCGGGGCAUGUUGCUGACAGACAGCAGAGAGGACGGACGCCGGCAGGGGGGCAGUGUGACUUAUGUGGGACAGUUUUAGGAGGUGGAGUCAACCUGAACCUCCGUUUACACCCACAUGUACCUGAAAAUAGGGGGCGGAGACUGUACAGGACUGAGCCAAUCAGAGAGACCUACAUUGGCUGUGUCAGACCUGGUGAGACCAGCGGGGGAGGGAGCGGCGCUGGCCAGGUGAUGAUGGGGCCCAAUCAGGUGGAACUUAAUGGAAACCAGGUGACCCUGCAUAAGGCCACGCCUACCACAGACCUGCCAAUGAACCCCUACGCCCCUGACCAAACAACCACGCCAGCUCAGCCCUCCUCCUCCUCAUCUUCUCCUCAUGUGACAUCACUGAUGAUGUCACAGAGCGUCAGGCUCAACUGCACAAAAUCAGGGCAGAACCAGAACCAGGAGGAGCGAGGGAGACCUGCAGCAGCCAAGCCCCACAGAGAGCUACGAUCGGGGCCAGAGCUGAAGGAGAGGAGCCCCUGUGUGAAGGAUGGAGGUCUGGAUCUCAGGAUGAAGAGCCCCUCCACCUCGUCCUCGUCCUCCUCAGGAAGGAGCUCAAAGACUACAGCCGAGAGCCAAGCCCCUCCCACCACAGACAGCAACAGCGAUGGACAGGUCAGACAGCCAAUGACAGCCGACCUUGACAGUGAGGACACGUCACUUCCUGAACACUUCAUAAGCAGAGACGAUUCCUCUCGUCUUUCUCUGCGACGUCUUCUCUCCACCGUCAGACUGAGCAGGACUCGAACCGGCAGCCUCGACCGCCUAAGUUCACGACCCCGCUCCUCAUCAUCUGGCUCCGCCCACUCUGAUCCCCCACCCUCUUGUCCCAAGAAGUCCUCUGGCCUCCUGAAGAAAACACCCUCUGUUCAGUCGCUCAGUGUGGGGUCGCCCUUCUUGCAGUUGAGGAAGUCACCAUCAGGUCAUUCUUUUGGGUCGGAGCAGAAGAAGAAGGACCGCUCUGCUGACUACAGACCAGCUGCUGACCAGUUCCUGCAGAGGUGUCUCAGUAUCGAGGACGUCGGCCGUCCCAGUUCAGUUCGUUCUGUCGGUCGGGUUCUUCAGGUUUGUUCUGACGGAACGUUGUUGUUGGAACUCAGUCGACCGAAGAGCCAAAUGUACGGAUUCAUCAUCAGCAGGGGGAGAGGACGAGCUGACUCUGGCGUGUACGUGGAGGACAUGGUGGACAGCGGCACUGAGAAGUUGUACGCCGGCCUGCUGGUGGUUGGGGAUGAGAUCCUGGAGGUGAACGGGGAGAAGGUGGUCAGUCUCAGUCUAGACCAGGUGACCCACCUACUGACCCAGAACCCCUCCGCCACUGUCCGGGUGCUCCGACACUGGAGGACCCCCCCAAGGUGACCACAACGCUGCCUGACUGCAACUACAGCCGCCGCUCAGCUCAUGUCCAUUUAAAAAGCACUUUACACACAACACGGUGGAUCCGACGUGCUUCAGAGUCAGGAGCCGCGGUCACAGGGCCCCACCGACACCACAGACCUACAGAGACCUCAGGAGACAUACCUGAGCUGGUGAAAGGCUGAUGGAGGGAGAAUGUUCAGGGGCAGCGAUAGAGAAGCUCCCGUAACACUUAGUCCUGGACCUGGGGUCAGACUGAAGUCUCUGAUCUCAGUGUGAUGUGGAAACAGGACCUGUGGAGACUUAUAGAAAAGAAGGUUUGCAGCCAUUCUGGAUUUGAGGUCCUCAGCAGGGCCGUGAGUACGACGGUGCAACCUGUGCACCGGGGGCCAGCUCAUCGUGAUCAGACGCCAUCAUCCAUUUAUUCACUGGGCUUUUCUUGAUCGCUGUUUGUUCCGUGGUUGCUGACAGUCUGUGUUGAUUUGUUACCAUCCGCAGGCAGAUCAGCGCAGGUGAGGGAGGCACAGUUAGACGUUUCACAUUUGAAGAGCUCAUCGCCGCUUUGACUUCUAACUGCGACACCUUUAUAUUUACUACACACUGGUUGUGAGGCAGCACGAUGUAACAGUCCCAGUUUGUGCUGACUCCCCGGGCCCCUGAGUCAACGGGUGCAUUCGAGAUGACUGCGGCUGACUUUCGCCGACCUGACUUAAGUGUAAUUUAUACUGAGUAGCCUCGCAAUGCCUCUGAGCCGACAGGAAGUUCCCGUGCUUUGUAGUAAAACGGCGGCUGGAUAUAUUUGACCGUCACAACCCAAGCGAAAUGACUCGGUAACAUUUGAAAAGGCUACAACAGCCGCACGGGUACAGUUUUACCCCCAUGGUGCAUCUGUGGAAAAGCUCCCGCGAGGUUUUAAUGUCAUGUGACAUGGUGACGUUUUGCAGCGCGGCCAAAAGUCGGACACAAUUUCUACCCAGCAUGCCUUAUUUUAAGUCCAGCGUGCAACACGUUAAGUCAGUGCCGCAUGAAGUCAAACACACCUAAUGCAACAGGGGGAACGCCGUCAUCACUCAGAGGGCGGCAGUAGACGAUGAAGCGGCGGCGGGCAGUGGUGUCGACGGAGACCAGGGGCCAUGUGUAUGCACAAAAACAUAUGUAGAUCUCUCCGUACGCUCAGCGGGCCAGCGAGUGUCCAACUGUGGUGCGAACUGAAACUUACUUUGUUUAAAGGUGCAGGUGAGCUCAGCGCUGCCUCCUGUGGCUGAGGAACAUCAGGUGACUCAGGGGGCAGGAAUGAGCUCAAUACAGCCGAACACUCCAUAACUAACUGGGACACUAGAAGAAGACGUGAGCCGGCUGACCUGCUGACUGAAAUUAAAAAGCUUGUUUUAUUUUUUCUCCCCCUGCAGAGCUGCUGGCAGGUAAAAUAAAGAGAACGCAGUAACGAUGUAGUACUGGUGUUUACAGUAUUUAAAGAAGCCUCUGCAGUAUUUCUGUCAUAUGUAUUUUCAUGUUUGCUUAUAUUUUCUGACAAAUAAAAGAAAA